UUCUUAAAGUCAAGUCAGUACAAGUUCGCAUGAGGCCAAGUGCACAGCACAUCGAGAUCACGAUGUUGGACUCGUUACAAUUUUUAUUCAAAGUAGUCUUUAUUGGUUCAGUUGGUUUGAUAGCGCUUUCGAAUGCAACUGAAUUAAAGUCAAACGAAAGUGAAGCCAAAGAAUUUGCAAAGGAAUCAAGUGACUUAUUAAAAGAGUUCUACGAAGAUCCAACAGAUGAUUAUAUUUUGGGUGAAGCUUCACUGCUUGUGGAUAUUGCAAAUGGAGCUAAAAAAUUUGAUUUCAAAAAUUUCGAAGACAAGCAACUAAAAUAUGAAUUUGAAGAAAUUAUAAAAUUUGCUGAUGACAAGAUUAUGGGAGUGGAUUAUUAUGCUGAAAUGGUAGAAAGAAUAAUCGAUCUUAGAAAUUCCAAUACGGGAGGAUCAUAUUUUUUCACGGACGAUUUGGAUGUUCCCAAAGCAGUUGUUGAACUAGUAAUUGGAGAGUCUAUUAAUUUAAAGGAAAUUGAAUUUUAUUGGAAAGAAGUUAGAUUUACAAGCGGAAAAUGGGCAGCGGAAAAUCUGAACUUUGUACUGGAUGGAUUAAAAAACGCGGCUAAUACAUCAGAUGUGUCACCUUUGGACUUUUGGAUGCGCCACUACAAUCUCACACAAUUUGAAAAUUUAAUGAAGGAAAUUGAGCCCCUCUAUAGGGAACUACACGCUUUCAUUCGAAAUGGCAUACGAAAGAAGUACGGUGAUUCGAUUACCGAACCAGACGGAUUGAUACCUGCUCAUUUGUUCGAACAAGUUAUGAUUCAGGCUUGGUCAGACGGGAAUACUAUUUUAGAAGAAAUGUUUCCAUACAAUGAUCUUCCCCAAGCUAAAUACUUUCCCUAUGAAAAAUUCAAAACAAUGAAAUGGGCUGAUUCCUUUUAUCAGAAAUUAGGAUUCACGCCAUUUCCAAAUGAGGUCUGGGAAGCUGAUAUAAAGAAGAAGAAAGAAUAUCUUCUCUAUCAGUUCACAUGUAGAAAUGAUAUUUAUUACAAAACCGCCAAGGUCUAUCUUAAGUUUUGUGAAGAAAUGAGUUUUAGCCAAUUAAUUGAUUCAUAUUCGGAUAUGGGAAAACUCUAUUAUGCCAAAGAAAUGACUGGUCUACCGACUUAUUUCUUUUCUGCAUACAAUCUAGAGAAUGCCAUUGGAAAGGCAGCCAGUUUAUCAGCGUUUACAAUUCAUAAUUUAAAGGCCAUUGGAAUUAUUCAAGACGAAGAUGCAUUAUCGUCAUCAGUGGAAAUAAAUAGACUUUUGAGAAAAAGUAUCGAAAGUCUGCUAAGAAUUCCAAUCGAAUUUGUUCACAUUAAAAUGAUGGAACAUCUUUUGACAUCGGAAAAUGAAAAUGUCGAUCAUAAAGAACUCAACAAGAAAUAUUGGGAGUCAAUGGAGAAGUAUGUUGGUGUUAAGCGACCAACACCUAUAGAAGAAUCAGAUGAGUAUCUUGAUCUACCUCCUGAAUUUUACUAUGAUAUUCAUCAAAAUUUGGAAUCUAGAAAAUUCGACUCUGAAAUCCUGAGUUAUCAAAUCCAUAAGAAAUUAUGUGAGCUUAGUGGACAGUUUCCCAAGCAACCAUUGCAUCGUUGUGAUAUUUCUGGAUCGAAGGCUGCUGGUGAUGCUUUAAAGAGUAUGAUGCGUCUUGGUAAUUCUAAACCUUUAAAAGAAGUAAUGGCAACAAUGUUUCCUGAAAAUCCAACAACAAGAGCUGAAGGAAUCUUAGAGUAUUUUGGUCCUGUAAAAAAAUUGCUACUUGAAAAGAACAAAGAAGCAAAUGUGAAACCAGGCUGGAAGGAUUCCAAAGAAGAUUUACCUAAGCCUUAAUUGCAACAACGUCAAUGUUGAGAAUAAACUUAGGGUUUAACAUUAUAUUGUGUAAUAUA
Eupeodes corollae is the source of this 1918-nucleotide messenger RNA. Its product is annotated as angiotensin-converting enzyme-like. Gene Ontology annotation, molecular function: peptidyl-dipeptidase activity; metallopeptidase activity. NCBI's taxonomy places the organism in Eukaryota, Metazoa, Arthropoda, Insecta, Diptera, Syrphidae. Gene Ontology annotation, cellular component: plasma membrane. The transcript has 5 exons. Gene Ontology annotation, biological process: proteolysis. The record is from RefSeq and is a predicted model, not a curated record. The coding region runs from base 30 to 1859 and encodes 609 amino acids.